Messenger RNA from Sciurus carolinensis (gray squirrel), 3177 nucleotides. It is a transcript of the gene Rhbdd1, whose product is annotated as rhomboid domain containing 1. Gene Ontology annotation, molecular function: serine-type endopeptidase activity. Bases 713 to 1657 code for a protein of 314 amino acids. Gene Ontology annotation, cellular component: membrane. Lineage: Eukaryota; Metazoa; Chordata; Mammalia; Rodentia; Sciuridae. The record is from RefSeq and is a predicted model, not a curated record. The transcript has 8 exons.
GCUGGCGUAGUUGUUUCAGCGCGGCUUCUCUCGGCUUUUCCCUGGGCCGCGGGCGCUGGCCGCUGGGCGGGGGCUGCGGGCUGCGGACGGCGCCCCCCCGGGAGGGGGCUGGCGCUGGGCAUGGUUGGAGGCGCAGCCUCCCCGCUCCUGCGCACUCUCCACGGGUUCGAGGGCGGCCAGGGUUUUUCCUUCCGCCACUGUCCCCCGGGUCUCGUCGUCGUUGCCCCUGCCUGUGCUUGAGGCCCACCUCACCGCUCAGGAUGGGUGUGGGUCUGAGGGAGUUUUGAAAGAUUCUCUUGAAAGUCGGACGUUUACAGCCACCUCGCGUCCGCACCGGACAGUAACCUGCACCUCCAAACACGCUGUGGCAAAUCCAGUCCUGACUUCAGCUGUGAUGUAACUUGGGAGAAGGGAAGUCCACCUAAGUGGAUUUAACCCUUUUCUGCUCAGACCUCAAAAAAACCCUAGGAUACGUUUUCUGAAAGUGCUGUUGUAGGGUGAGAGAGAAAUAUUUGGGAUCUGAAGCUGCUGUCCUAAAGCCUCAGCUCAUUGCAGUGUUGAGAAGGAUCAGUAUCAGACCAUGGCCUAUGUAAUACAUCGUUUUGAUUAGAGAACACUGGAUAUUGUGGGUUCAGCUGUCUGUACACCUCCCCAUUUUCCUAAAAUCUGACCAUAUUUCCUCAUCACUGGGCUGUUUUCCUGAUAUAUAACCAUGCAGCGAAGAUCAAGAGGGUCUAAUAUGGGGCUCAUUUUGCUCCUUUCUCAAAUCUUCCAAGUUGGGAUCAACAAUAUUCCACCUGUCACUCUAGCAACUUUGGUUCUCAACAUCUGGUUCUUCUUGAAUCCUAUGAAGCCACUGUAUAAUUCCUGCCUUAGCGUGGAGAAGUGUUACCAGCAAAAAGACUGGCAACGUUUACUGCUUUCUCCCUUCCACCAUGCUGAUGAUUGGCAUUUGUAUUUCAAUAUGGCGUCCAUGCUCUGGAAAGGAGUAAAACUGGAGAGAAGACUGGGAAGUAGAUGGUUUGCCUAUAUCAUCACUACCUUCUCUCUACUCACUGGGGUGGUAUAUUUGCUCUUGCAAUUUGCUUCUGCUGAAUUUAUGGAUGAGCCUGACUACAGAAGAAGCUGUGCUGUGGGUUUCUCAGGAGUUUUGUUUGCCUUAAAAGUUCUUAACAAUCAUUAUUGCCCUGGAGGCUUUGUGAACAUUUUGGGCUUUCCUGUACCCAACAGAUUUGCUUGUUGGGCAGAACUUGUGGCUAUUCAUUUCUUCUCACCAGGGACUUCCUUCGCAGGGCAUCUGGCUGGGAUUCUUGUUGGACUAAUGUACACUCAGGGGCCUCUGAAGAAAAUUAUGGAAACAUGUGCAGGCAUUUUCUCCCCUAAUCAAUAUUACCCAGGACAACAGUACUACUUUAAUAGUUCAGGGCAUUCUGGAUAUCAGAAUCAUUAUGCCUAUGGCAGGCCGGGGUACAGUGAAGUGCCUAGGAACUACGAUGUAUACACAGCAGGACUGAGUGAAGAGGAGCAGCUGGAGAGGGCAUUACGAGCCAGCCUCUGGGACCGAGGAAACACCAGAAAUAGCCCACCGUCCUACGGGUUUCGCCUCUCACCAGAGGAAAUGAGGAGACAACGGCUUCACAGAUUCGAUGGCCAGUGAGGUGGCACAGCAUCUUGGGAAGACAUGAUCCAGUUGUGUUGCUGCUGCUCUUUUGGUUCACCACCCAACCCCCUAAUUAGCUUUAAACAAAAACAGUACACCAUCACGGUCCCAGCUUGCUCAUGUCUGCCAUGGAACAUCACCCCAUGGCCCCUGCGAGUCCAGAUUGCCUUUUCUGAAAACUGGGCUUGUCCAAGGCAGCCUCAGCUUCUGGGAGUGGUCCUUCUGACCCUAUUCUCUGCCCAAACAGAAGGUCACUUCCUCAACCUCGGGACCAGUUUCCACAUUCCUCUCUCACUCCUGACUCAGUGGUGCCUCUGCCUUGUUAGCUUUUAAAGACUGACUUUCAGCUGAAGUUUUGUUUUCAUGAGAUGGGAAGAUCAGUCCCUCGUUCUGCCUGGAGUGCUUGUGCUGACUUGGCAGGAGACGAAGGUUCCUUGUCCUCCUGCCACAUUGCCGUGGGACUGCCCAGGAGGAAGAUGUGGCUACCUUCCCAGUAUGCUGUUCUCUCUCCCAGGCACCUCAGCUCAGGCCGCCAUGUCUGGGUGCGGGUCACAGUGUUGCUCUGUCUGUAGACUUUUACUGAAGAAGCAUAAGGACCCAAGAUGGAGAAAACACCUGCACACUCCGUUAGGUAUCAGGUGGCACCUACAGUCUGAGUUAACAGCCACCCCUCCAGUGGCAAUAGGUGGACCCAGGAGAUGGGCCUGUCACAUAUCUCAUCAGCAAAGCAGCAGCAGCCACCUACAGAGUAGAGUGAAGUCAUUCAGUGGAGCCAUCACUAGCAGUCCUUCUUAUAGGAAGUAUUUUUUUUCCUUCAUGAAAGUGCCUCUUCAUUGUCCAUUGUAACUACUGAUUUGUCCUGGACAAGUGUCCCAAACAUGCCACAGGGCCCUGCAGUGUUUGACACAGAUUGUCUAUCCAAGUCAUUAAAGGCAUUUCCUGGUGCUGAUGUUUCAUGAAUAAAAAAGGACAAAGCCAAAACAUCAUUAAUGUUGAAUUGUCAUGGAGCUAUUUAUUUUUAAAGAGAUUUUGAAGCAGUUAAAAUCUUCCUAUUUUGACUUAUCUGUCAUUUAUAAUAGUUUUCUGAUUAUGAAAAUAAUGAAUAUGCCUUUUACAUGCACAAAGCAAACAUCUAGAAGGAAAUAUACUAAGUGUUAACAGGUUAUCUUUGGGGGUGGAGUACAUGGGAUUUUGCCUGCUUUUUACAAUUUUAUAUUGCUAUUUUUAAAAAGAGUGGGUGGGGUAUUGUAAUAAGGAAAACUGGUUUAUAUAAUAAAUCAAGAAAUAUAUAACCAAUAAAACAGAUAUAAAAAUAAGUACUAUGUGUCCAUUGAGAAAAUUUACAAGAUAAAACAGUAAUACAAAUAAAUAAAUAAAUAUAUAUAUACACACACACACACACACACACACACACACAAUUUUAAAAUCACCUAUACCACCAUUUAGAGAUACCCAGGGUUAAUAUUUUGGGAUUGCCUUCUCAAUUUUUGUAAUUUUGCAGCACACUGGUUAUUCCU